Messenger RNA from Fraxinus pennsylvanica, 1689 nucleotides. Lineage: Eukaryota; Viridiplantae; Streptophyta; Magnoliopsida; Lamiales; Oleaceae. The record is from the annotation of a GenBank genome assembly.
AUGGAUGAAGAUUUCGAGAUGCCGCCACCAGAGGGGAUGGAUGACAUGGAUAUGCCGGAAGCUAGUUCCUACAUGAAGGUUGGGGAGGAAAAGGAGAUCGGAAAUGAAGGAUUGAAGAAGAAGCUUGUCAAGGAAGGGGAAGGCUGGGAUACCCCCGAUAAUGGAGACGAAGUUGAAGUUCAUUAUACUGGAACCCUGCUAGAUGGUACUAAGUUUGACUCAAGUCGUGACAGGGAAACGCCAUUCAAGUUCACUCUUGGCCAAGGGCAAGUAAUCAAGGGAUGGGACCUAGGAAUCAAAACAAUGAAGAAGGGUGAAAAUGCCAUUUUCACCAUACCUCCUGAGUUGGCAUAUGGUGAAUCUGGUUCUCCUCCUACUAUUCCUCCAAAUGCCACUCUACAGUUUGAUGUUGAAUUGCUGACCUGGGUCAGUAUAAAAGACAUCUGCAAGGAUGGUGGACUAUUCAAAAAGAUUCUCACAGAGGGAGAGAAAUGGGAGAAUCCUAAGGAUCUUGAUGAAGUGCUUGUCAAAUAUGAGGCUCAAUUGGAAGAUGGUACUGUAAUUGCGAAAUCAGACAGAACUGAAUUCACUGUUGGAGAGGGUCACUUUUGUCCUGCUCUCGCCAAGGCUGUUAAGACGAUGAAGAAGGGUGAAAAGGUCCUCCUCACAGUCAAGCCACAAUAUGCAUUUGGCGAGAAGGGCAAACCAGCCUCUGAUGGUGCUGGAGCUGUCCCACCAAAUGCGACAUUGAACAUCACUCUGGAGCUGGAAUCAUGGAAGACAGUUUCCAAUGUCACAGAUGACAAGAAAGUUGUUAAGAAGACAUUGAAAGAAGGGGAGGGAUAUGACCGCCCAAAUGAAGGAGCUGUUGUGAAAUUGAAAUUGAUUGGAAAGCUAGAAGAUGGUACUGUCUUCAUUAAGAAAGGUCAUGGGGAAAAGGAAGACGAUCUUUUUGAAUUCAAGACAGAUGAAGAGCAAGUCAUAGAGGGGUUGGACAGGGCUGUAAUGGCAAUGAAGAAGGGAGAGGUAGCACUAGUGACAAUUACACCUGAGUAUGCUUUUGGUUCAUCCGAGUCGCAACAAGAGUUGGCUGUUGUUCCUCCAAACUCAACUUUGUACUAUGAUAUCGAGCUUAUCUCAUUUGAAAAGGAAAAGGAAUCUUGGGAUAUGAACACCCAAGAAAAGAUUGAGGCUGCCGGUAAGAAAAAGGAAGAAGGCAACGUGCUGUUCAAGGCCGGGAAAUAUGUGAGAGCCUCAAAGAGAUAUGAAAAGGCUGCCAAGUACAUUGAGUAUGACACCUCUUUCAGUGAGGAGGAAAAGAAACAGUCCAAAGCACUGAAGAUCACUUGCAACCUGAACAAUGCAGCUAGCAAAUUGAAACUGAAAGAUUAUAAGCAGGCAGAGAAGCUGUGUACAAAGGUGUUGGAACUCGAGAGUACAAACGUGAAGGCACUUUACAGAAGGGCUCAAGCAUACACGAACAUGGCCGAUCUGGAUUUGGCCAAAUUUGAUAUUAAGAAAGCUCUCGAAAUCGACCCUGACAACAGGGAUGUGAAGCUGGAGUACAAAGCUCUCAAGCAGAAGGAGAAGGAGUUCAAUAAGAAGGAUGCCCAAUUUUACGGGAACAUAUUUGCUAAGAUGAACAAGAUGCAGCCAUUUGAAUCUAAUAAAACAGAAAACGGCACAUAA